This is a messenger RNA of Suillus paluster, 1360 nucleotides long. RefSeq names its product TB2/DP1, HVA22 family-domain-containing protein. Lineage: Eukaryota; Fungi; Basidiomycota; Agaricomycetes; Boletales; Suillaceae. The record is from RefSeq and is a predicted model, not a curated record. The transcript has 3 exons. Bases 66 to 1055 code for a protein of 329 amino acids.
GCGUUGCAGCCUUAAGUACUGUGCACGCUGAUUUCUUUUCUGCCCGUCUAGAUAUCCUCCACACCAUGUUAUUCUAUUUUGCAUCUUGCGUUAUUAGUUCGGUUGUCGUUUUUCUUUAUCCUGGCUACGCAUCCUACAAGACACUUUCCCAGAGACCUGCCUCCGAGGAGGAUUUGGAACGAUGGCUCAUGUAUUGGUCAGUCCUUGGAUGUAUCGUCGGAGUUGAGUAUCUUGCGGAGUGGCUCGUUUCAUGGAUACCGUUCUACUACCUCAUAAAGACCCUAUUUCUUCUCUAUCUAGCACUCCCACAGACGCGCGGCUCAUCCUACCUCUAUAUCAACCAUCUUCAACCAUUCUUCCACACUCAUGAGUCUCAGAUCGAUGCAACGCUCGCAUCUUUCAAAUCUCGUGUCUAUACCUUCAUCCAUGACAGGUUUCGCACCUUAUGGGACGCAGUUGCUGCAGCAAUCGGUCAACAGCAACAGGCCAAUUUUGCCCCUGCGGGCGGGGUGACAGACAACGGUGCACCCCCAACGUUGGCUGACCCAGCGUCAGGGCCUGCCCAACUUGUUAGGGGACUGUGGCGCUCGUACGGUCCUACUAUCGUCGCUUCUGGUACCGCAUUGCUGCGGCAAAGUGCUGUGGCAGCGGGAACUUCUGCUGAUCAAGCUUGGAACACUCCCGCAAACACCUUCACAAGGCAUUCUGACGCUGGUCGUCAGGGCCCUGGUUCAUUCAUGAAAGAUCGCAAGCGCGAGCUCGAAGCUGAGCUUGCAUUCAUUAAUUCGGCAGAGCGGCCUAGUAUCCCGACUCCCCCCGCUUCAGGCUCUGUCCAGCCACCCUCCCGUGCAUCUUCGGACUUUGAGCUGCGGGAGCGUGGGUCCAGCUUUGUUGGGCGAUUCGAGGAGGUGGACGUCCCCAGCGAUGCAGAGGGGUACGACAUUGAUGGGGACUCUGGCCGUGAGGAGGGUCAUGACAAUAAUGAGGCAAGGAAGCCGGCCACCUGGUUUGGCUGGGGGAGCGCGGCGCCAAGCAAGGGUGGAAAGUCAGAUUAGCUGGGAGCCGGAUCAUGCUGGGGAUUUGUAUCAUAGUGGAUUCUUAUUUACAUUCGCACGGGUGUACAUACUCGGUAAUUCCUGAUCAUGGUGUAUAUUUGUGAGGAGUUGCACUCCUCUACCCGGCAACCAACGCUACAGAGCAAGACUCGUAGCGUUUCACCUUACCACAUUUUCACACUACCACUACGUACAUAUAUGUGUCAUAGCUCAUUGCACGCGCAAUAUUUUCCCUUCGAAUUCUCAUAGUUCUCGCUGUGCACGUCGUAGCAGACUUACACAUCUUUCAUGUGCAAUUUUCAUUG